Molecule: messenger RNA, 552 nt
Organism: Fonsecaea pedrosoi CBS 271.37
Lineage: Eukaryota; Fungi; Ascomycota; Eurotiomycetes; Chaetothyriales; Herpotrichiellaceae
Exons: 2
Coding region: 1-552 (183 amino acids)
Source: RefSeq, a predicted model, not a curated record
AUGCAGAUUCAUCUCUACGAGUGCCGGUCCAGCCGACCGCUGAUCCACAACCUGGCCUGGUCCAAGCUGGAAGUGUGCAUGAUGGUCGUGUCGGAGCUGCGCGAGACGUACUGGGGCGCCAACUUUGCCUUCAAGCUCUUUGAGGCGGCAAAGGCCAUGUUGCAGAAGCGGCCCCAUCAUCACCAUCACCACUACCACAGCGGCGGGGGCAGCAGCGGCCCGGUGGGAUCGUCACCAACAACGACCACGACCGCCACGAGACAAAAUGCCGUCGCCAAUAACAACGACCACGACGAUGAGACGGCUUUGAACACGGACGGCUUGCUGGACGAGGGAGACGCGCUGGAUUGGUUCAACGACCCAUUCCUCUCGGCCGGUCCGUGGCCCAUGGACACGUCUGCCUUUGACUUUGGCGAGUCCUACAUGAAUCCCCUACACACUGGCAUCAGUGAUCUUCAGCCCGCCACGGCCUCUGCCGCCACGGCCGCCGACCCUUGGAGCCUCGACGGGUUCCAGCACGUGCUCGACGCAUCCUUUGGUAUGGACGCUUAG